Molecule: messenger RNA, 1206 nt
Organism: Entamoeba dispar SAW760
Lineage: Eukaryota; Evosea; Mastigamoebida; Endamoebidae
Product: UDP-N-acetylhexosamine pyrophosphorylase, putative
Exons: 1
Coding region: 1-1206 (401 amino acids)
Biological process (GO): UDP-N-acetylglucosamine biosynthetic process
Molecular function (GO): UDP-N-acetylglucosamine diphosphorylase activity
Source: RefSeq, a predicted model, not a curated record
AUGACUUAUCAACCAGUCGAAAUUACUACUAACAAAAUACCAGUUACUAAAGAACAUUAUUAUCAUGGUUUAGAAUUAAUUAGUCAAGGAAAGGCUGCACUAAUAACACUUGCAGGUGGACAAGGAAGUAGACUUGGAUUUGAACAUCCAAAAGGAAUGUUUGUAUUACCAUUUGAAACACCAAAAUCAAUAUUCCAAAUGACAUCAGAACGAUUAUUAAGACUUCAAGAAUUAGCAAGUGAAUAUAGUCAUCAAAAGAAUGUAAUGAUUCAUUGGUUUUUAAUGACUAAUGAAGAAACAACAGAAGAAAUUAAUAACUAUUUUAAAGAACAUCAAUAUUUUGGAUUAUCUUCUGAACAAGUCCAUUGUUUCACACAAGGAAUGCUUCCAGUUGUAGACUUUAAUAGUAAACCAUUGUACGAAAAGAAAGAUAAAGUUUUUAUGGCACCAAAUGGAAAUGGAGGAUUAUUUAAAGCAUUAAAAGAUAAUGGAAUAUUAGAAUUUAUGAAAAAGAAAGGAAUCAAAUACUCAGUCGCACAUAAUGUAGAUAAUAUAUUAUGUAAAGAUGUAGAUCCAAAUAUGAUAGGAUAUAUGGAUUUACUUCAAUCAGAUGUUUGUAUUAAAAUUGUUAAAAAAUCAAUAAAAGAAGAAAAAAUUGGAAUAUUAGUAAAAGAACAAGAAAGAAUUAAAGUAAUUGAAUACACUGAAUUAACUGAUGAAUUAAAUAAACAAUUACCUAACGGAGAAUUUAUUUACAAUUGUGGACAUAUCGCAAUUAAUGGAUUUUCAACAUCUUUCUUAGAAAAAGCUGCAGAAUAUCAAUUACCAUAUCAUAUUGCUAAGAAAAAAGUUCCAUUUAUUAAUGAACAAGGAGUACUUAUUCAUCCUUCAGAAAAUAAUGCGAUUAAAAGAGAAAUGUUUUUCUUUGAUGUUUUUCCUUUAGCAAAAAACAUAUCAAUUUUUGAAAUUCAAAGAUUUAUAGAAUUUAGUGCUUUAAAAAAUUCGUUAAAUGAAAGUUUUGAUAAUGUUAAUACAGUGAAAAAAGAUUGGUAUCGUUUAAAUAUUUAUUACCUUAAAAAAGCUGGAGCUAUUGUUGAUGAUUCAAAGAGUUCAAUUUGUGAAAUUAGUUUAAGAAAAACAUUUGAAGAAGAAGGUUUAAUAGAGUUUAAAGGAAGAACAAUUCAACUUCCUUUUAUUCUUAAUUAA